AUGGCCGAGCCGCCGGAAGCAUCGCGCGAAGAUUCGAUUCUUAGCGAGAUCCACUCGCUUGCACCUUACUUUCCAUAUGAUGCGCAAACAAAGAGUGGGCGCACAGACAUCAAGUCUCAGGAUGCGGAGCAAGCGCCGCAUCCCCAACCGCAUCAUGGGCUGCAAGAGAGCAUUAUGCAAUGGGAGCAGCGACGCAAGGAGAUUCUUUCCGAGGCUGAUGAUCAAAUUGUUGUGAAUCGGCAGCACAGGCGCGUGACGCCACAUCUUAUGGAUACGAAUGCGCGACUUACGAGCUCGAUGACCAACAUUGGAUCGAGUGUCCUGGCGGAUAUGACCACGUCCGAGAAUCUGAAUAAUGCGGUUAUCAUGCCAUGGGCCAGUGCGUCCAUCAAGGAAGAUAUCGUGCGCAUCAUUACUCAGUGGCUUGCAGAUGAGGGGUUUGGUGCGACGCGACAGGCUCUCUUAGAAGAAGCCAACCUCAAAGUCCGUGAACACGACGACGAGAUCGAUGAGCGCCACAAGUUGCGCAUGUUUUUACUGGAAGGCAAUUGGGCCGAAGUGGAAAAGAUGUCGACGAAGCCGUUUUUGCAGUCGCACAAGGCGUUUUUGUACGCCAUUUUUCGGCAGCAAUUUCUCGAGUUUAUUGAAAAUCGCGAAUUUCAAAAGGCCUUUACGUUUCUAAUCAAGCGGCUCAAGCCCCUAGAACACUAUCAGCCGCAUGCUGCCGAGUUUGGUGAUCUGUGCUACCUACUCUCGGCCAAGAGUGUCACGGAUGCCCCGUCCUUCCGGAUGUGGGAGGGUAUUCAGCCAGGCCGAGAGGCGCUUGUGGCUGAGUUUGCGUCCUUUCUUGAGCCGGGUCGUUUGGACCGGGAAGAGCUCCUUCUUUCUGAGAAGGAAGAGAAGGCCGCGACGCGUGAUACCGCCUACAUACCGCCGCACCGUCUGCUCACGCUGUUGCACCAGGCCAUGGCGUACCAGGUCGAGUUUGCCCGCUACCAGAAGCGGACGGUUCCGGUUGUGUCGACGCUGCUGCAUGACUAUGCUGGUUUUGUCGUGCCGAAUCGAUGCCGCAUGUCGCUCCGUGGCCAUACGCAAAAUGUCAAAUGCGUGCGCUUCGUCGGCGACGACGGCCGAAAGCUGGUAAGUGGCUCGAGUGACUGUACGGUGCGUCUGUGGGACACGAAUACGGGCGCUUGUGACGCUGUGCUCGAGGGUCACGGCAGUCGCAUUUGGGAUGUGGAUGCGUCGCACACAGGUGCGUGGAUCGCGAGUGCGAGCAGCGACUCGACGGUGCGGCUGUGGAACGUGGAGUCAAAGCUGCCGCAUCUCACGCUCCGUUGUGGAUUUGGUGAUGUGUACUGCUGUCGCUUUAGUCCUGAUCAGGGCCAACUUGUGACGGGUGGCUACGACAAGCUCGUGCGGCUGUAUGACCUUGCGAGUGGCACUGUCACGCGCAUGUUCCCUGGGCACCAGCUGGGUGUGUCGUCCGCCGUGUUCAGUCCCCAGGGCAGUCUCAUUGCGACGGGUGCGAAGGAUACGAGUGUGCGGUUCUGGGACACGCUCAGUGGCGUGUGUGUCCGCACGCUGCCUGGCCAUCUGGGUGAGGUGACCUCCGUCGAGAUGAGCGAUGAUGGGCGCCAGCUGCUGACCUCGUCCAAGGACAAUUCGCACCGCCUGUGGGAUAUGCGCAUGCUUCGUCCGCUUCAGCGGUUCAAGGGUCACCAAAACACGUCCAAGAACUUUAUCCGCUGUACCUUUGCGCAUCCGAGUCUGAUUGUGAGUGGCUCGGAGGAUGGACUUGUGUACAUGUGGGGCCAAGAAUCGUCGUUGGCUCUGCAGACGCUCAAAGGACACGGCACGGACAGUCACCCUGCUGCGGCUACGGUGGGCGGUCGGAAGCAGGUCGUGGUGUACAGCGCUGCGUGGAACAAGGUCCAAGGCCUACUCGCCAGCUGCGCCGACGAUGGCACGGUGCGUCUCUGGGACUGGACGCCGCCCCACGAUGCCCCAUAG
Molecule: messenger RNA, 2013 nt
Organism: Malassezia restricta
Lineage: Eukaryota; Fungi; Basidiomycota; Malasseziomycetes; Malasseziales; Malasseziaceae
Product: NACHT domain protein
Exons: 1
Coding region: 1-2013 (670 amino acids)
Biological process (GO): mRNA splicing, via spliceosome
Molecular function (GO): protein binding
Source: RefSeq, a predicted model, not a curated record